UUGCCAUUGGCAAAGCCGUCUCGGUCACCAUGCUUGCUAACAGACCCAUUCCGCUGACCAAAUACUGAGCUAGUUUUUCGUAAUUCGAAGUCGACCGCAACUGUUUGUUCGACUUUCGGCAUAAGUGGAAUGAUUUGCGUCUAGGGUUGCUAGCUGAUCACCGAGGUCGAUUCAUUUCGCUUGCACAGUUUGGCGGAAUUCAUUAAAUGAGCAACAACCUUAGCAUGUCGCUUCAAAUUGGAGAAUGUGAGGAUGAUUGACAAGUGUUAAUACUCACAACAGUUUGAGGGGAAGUGUUACUCAAGUUCACACCUAGCUGGAUACAGGAGAUUCGUUCAGCACAGUAUUGGGUUUCACGCGCAAUUCUCGAUUUCAAACGAAAGACACUUCAGGUUCACUAGGACAGACUCUCUGGCUUUGAAGCCCUUUUGCUAUACGACUAUCACAAUGACGGUCUCUAAUGCACUGCCCGUUUUCGCUUUGUUAUCUGUGAUACUGGGUAGCAGUUGUAGCCCCAUGUUUGGAGAUACAGCGUUUAUGAACCCAUUUUUGAACCGAGGAGAAGAGGGCACGAAAGCAAAGAACGAUCUGCAAAAAGAGAUUUUGGAUAUUUUUGGUGUGGAACAUCGUCCACGGCCAAGUAUGUUUUACAGGGAAUCGGGGAAGGAAAUUUCUGCCAGAAAAUAUAUGAUCGAUUUGUACAACAGUGUUACGAGCAAUGAAGUGGUUGUCGACAACGGCAACGAAGAAAUCAUGUUGAUGAACACGACGGCCAAUGAUUCCAAUGCUGCCAAUGCUGAUACAGUGGUUAGUUUUGUUAACCAUGCUAUGAAGCCAAGGCCGAACGCAUCUGAUGAAGAUGGCGCAUACUAUUUUGAUCUUGCUACAAGUGUUGCCUAUGACGACAUCCUGGCCUCACAACUUCAUCUCUACAGAAAGAGGGAAAUGCACAGCAAUAGUGCAAGGAAGAAAUACCUGACCAUUAAGAUAUUCCAGAUUGUAAUCCCGAAAAAGAUUUACCGUCUUGUCGACUCUCGAUUGAUUGGCUUUGAUGAGACUGGCUGGUUAGUUUUUAAUAUCUCAGAGCUGGUCAAGGUUUGGAAACAAGUUUCCGGCUCUAAUAAUGGGCUCCUUGUGCAUUGUGAAUCUGAGCAAGGCGUUAGAUUAAGCAUAAAGGAAGUAGGAAUAGUCGACUUUAAAGGACCUCCUGAUCAGAUCCCGUUCCUUGUUUCAUACUUUAGGACACCAAAAGGUGACGAUAUUCUUAUCGAGCAGAUCCAGAAAAAUGACGAUCCACGAAAAAGACGACAUCGAAAAGCACGUUCUGUGCCCAGUCUUCUGCAGACGUAUCUCGGGCGAAACAGUCAUAAACAAGGGCAGCAAGGUCUUUUUAACUCUGGCGCUCGUUAUAAGCGCAACAACAACGACCGAUGUCGACGUCAUGGCCUUUAUGUCAGCUUCAAUGACCUCGGCUGGGCAGACUGGAUCAUAGCUCCCGAGGGAUACCCCGCGUAUUACUGCCACGGAGAUUGCCCAUUUCCACUUGGAGCUCACAUGAAUGCCACUAACCACGCCAUUGUUCAAACUCUCGUUCAUUUGAUGGCCCAUGCCUCGAUACCUCAGCCUUGCUGUGCACCAGUUCAGCUUUCAGCCAUCACAGUGCUAUUCUUGGAUGACCAAAACAAUGUUGUUUUGAAAAAGUACCAAAAUAUGGUGGUGAAGACGUGUGGGUGUCAGUAGUUAUUCGCUACUGAAGCAUACUCCUUGUACAAUAAACGGUCUGCCUACUGCUAUCAAGAGUCAAACUUCGAACUAAGGGUUUCUUAACUGGAAUGUUGGCGCACAGUUGCCGGUUCCACAACUUUCGUAAACGAAGGAAAAAAGUUGUGUAACAUGGUAUUUCAAGACAUAAACACCAUGUCUCAUCAUUAUUAGCUGAGAAGUUUUAUUUCAAUGCAAACAAAGGACCUAUUUUACGUUUAACUGGUAUUACGUCUUUUGCCCAUAUGUGGUCAGCUUUGUUGCCUAAAGAUAUACGAAAUAGUAGUUGACGUCAUAUAAGAUUUUUCAAGCUCUCAUUGAGAAGGAAAUGUCUCUGCAUCAUUGUCAUCAAUCCGGAAUCAAACUCUCUUAUUUUUCAUAUAUUCAAGAAUUGUAUGUUUACAAAUUUGCUAGUUAGAUGCAAUUCAGCUCAAUGCAUUAUAUUCCCACACAGAUAUCCAGUCAUUCUAGAAAGCGAAUGGAAGACGUACGGGAAAAGCUAAGCCUGUCACCGUCCUCAAAACAUUUCUUUUAUAAAAUUUAUAUUUGGCGUCAAGCAAGUAAUAUCCUCGCGCUUGUGAAGUUUUCAAAAGUGAUACCGUACCCUAAUUUAUGAAAGUAAGACUGUCCAAGACCAAUAGAAAGCAUUCAAAACCAAGGUCAUCUUUCGAUGAUUCGUUUUGGGUUAACUUCAAAAUAACAAUUUAAUUAUCAGUAAAGAAUUAAACUGUCACUAUGAUUUGGAAUUCUUACUAUCAUUUUUACGAUCUUUGCCAUCUUUUGAUUUAUUACUAUGAAGUUUAAAAAAAACAAUUUAGGUACAAAGUAAAAUUAUAUGCCUAAAUUUUGUGACACAAAGUGUGUAUUACUUGACAAUUGUAGCUCUUGAGUUGUUCCUACAACGUGAUCUUAAAGCUAUUCGUUGCACCCAUCCAUCC
Molecule: messenger RNA, 2699 nt
Organism: Rhopilema esculentum
Lineage: Eukaryota; Metazoa; Cnidaria; Scyphozoa; Rhizostomeae; Rhizostomatidae
Product: bone morphogenetic protein 7
Cellular component (GO): extracellular region
Molecular function (GO): cytokine activity; growth factor activity
Source: RefSeq, a predicted model, not a curated record